CUUUUUCUUUCCGGCACUUUUACCGGUGUCUUCUUAAAAAUGUCGCCGGCAAGGAUGGCUACGCGUGUUUCUUGUGGAAGAGAUUUCCACUGCGUCCCUGACAGUAACAGGGUUCUAGACACAGCUUGUAAAGCAGGGUUUGACUAUGUGUGUUUGCCGAUUGUUAAUCCUCGCUACAAGAGGGAGAAGGUUCAAGGUCCAGCCAAGAACAGACCAGGAGCCCUCACCAGAUCUGACCUGUGCAUGACCAGUAGUGACUGGGGCAGUUUAAUUGUGGGUAAAACAUCACCAUGGCUACAGCUAGAUUCAGCAGUGGACCAUAUCAGGAAAAACUCUGAAAUAGCAUUUAAAGAGGAGCUGAACUACGCCUCCCACCUGGGUUUACCGGCUGUUCUCAUUCCAAUGAAAAACGGCAACAUGAUGAACAUGGCCCGCUCUCUCAAUGAGCACAUCCAGGGAGGCUUCUUUCAGCAGCAAUUCUGGAUGCACGUGCCGACAAUGAACAGUGCAGACUGUGUGGAGGACAUUGUUGAGGGGGAGGAGAGAGAUGGGGGCCGACAGCCCAGUGAUGACACGUGGGAAUGGUGGAACACAUUCCGGACCAUGUGCGACUCCAAUAAACGUAUCAGCGUUGCCUUGGAGCUAACAGAAGACCUACCCCCAUACUCAAGCCUCCAACGGUGGCUUGCGGAGCCAGUCAAGGCAGUCAUCAUCUCUACAAGCCUCUUCCUCACUAACAAGAAGGGCUACCCUGUCCUCUCUAAAACACACCAGGGAUACCUUCGCAGUCUCUUUAAGCUUGAUGUUCAACUGAUAUUGACCGGUGUUGACCGCCACCCAGAGAAGGGGAUCCACUCAUACCAGCAGUACCUAGACCACCUCUGGCAGGUAGGAAAUAAAGCAGUAGCUUUGGAGACCAAACAUGAAAUGUACAUAGACCACCUCUGGCAGACACAGCCAACUCCUGACACAGUGACACAGUUUGCGAAGGGAUAUGAGGAUUACCUCCAGUGCCCUCUGCAGCCCCUAAUGGACAACCUUGAGUCUCAGACAUAUGAAAUCUUUGAGAAAGACCCCAUUAAGUACUCCCAGUAUCAGAAGGCAGUAUAUUAUGCAUUGCUUGAUAAAAUAAAGCCAGAGGAUAAAGAAACUAAAUCUGUUGUGUUGAUGGUAGUUGGGGCGGGUCGAGGGCCACUUGUUCGAGCUUCCCUUGCCGCUAGCAGACAGGCAGAUCGAAAAAUCAGCAAACUGUACGCUGUUGAGAAGAACCCAAAUGCUGUUGUCACCUUGGAGAAUCUCCGGGACGAGAUGUGGGGUGAUCAGGUGGAAGUGAUUUCAUGCGACAUGCGCCUCUGGCAGGCUCCUGUCAAGGCAGACAUACUUGUUAGUGAGCUCUUGGGCUCGUUUGGGGAUAACGAAUUGUCACCAGAGUGUUUGGAUGGAGCACAGAGGUUCCUCAAGGAGGAUGGUAUCAGCAUCCCGUGUGAGUACACAUCAUACCUGGCGCCCCUACAAUCAUCCAAACUGUACAAUGAGGUCCGCACAACAAAGGACAAAGACAAACCACUAGAAUCCAACUUUGAGAUGCCGUAUGUUGUCCGCCUUCACAAUUGUCAGAUCCUGGACAACCCAAAACCUGUGUUUCAAUUUCAUCAUCCAAAUAGAGAUGAGGUGAUAGACAACAGUCGUUUCCUGAGUCUUGAGUUUAACAUUGAGAAUACAGCCAUACUACACGGGUUUGCUGGAUACUUCGAUGCUAGACUUUUCGGCGAUGUUUACCUCAGUAUAGUUCCAGAGACCCACUCGCCUGGCAUGUUUAGCUGGUUCCCCAUCCUGUUCCCUAUUAAGACCCCGAUGUACUUGAAAGUUGGAGACAAGGUGGAGGUGGAUUUUUGGCGGCGAGUAAGUGAAAAAAAUGUCUGGUAUGAGUGGAGCGUGCGUAAACCUUACCCCAUGCCAAUACACAACCCCAAGGGCAGGUCCUACACCAUCGGUCUGUGAAGGACCAGAGAUGGAUCAAAAUCAUAGGCAUCCUUAAAUAGUCCUUUUAGACUACAGUGUAUUGUUAUUCUUUAUUUCAAUCUUAAACAUUUGGACAAACACAAUGUACAUGAAGAUGCAAAUCUGUUUAAAAUUGUUUUGCUUAUAUAGAGUUUUUAAAUGAAAGUAAUGUUCAGAACUUUGUGUUAAAUAAUGAAAAUUAUAUCAUUGUGAUAAUCUACUGUACGAUAAUUUUCUGAAAAAUGUAAACAAUCUGUAUAUGGCUAAGCCAGAGAUCAGCCUGAUGUAUGGACUCAACACUCUAAAAAGGCUGGACCAAACUUUGGUCACAUUCUCUAAUUGCAAUAAAUGCUGAUACCUUU
Mya arenaria is the source of this 2363-nucleotide messenger RNA. Its product is annotated as protein arginine N-methyltransferase 5-like. NCBI's taxonomy places the organism in Eukaryota, Metazoa, Mollusca, Bivalvia, Myida, Myidae. Gene Ontology annotation, cellular component: nucleus; cytosol. Gene Ontology annotation, biological process: regulation of DNA-templated transcription; peptidyl-arginine N-methylation. The coding region runs from base 40 to 2001 and encodes 653 amino acids. The record is from RefSeq and is a predicted model, not a curated record. The transcript is spliced from 16 exons.